Lynx canadensis (Canada lynx) is the source of this 610-nucleotide messenger RNA. Its product is annotated as beta-defensin 121-like. Gene Ontology annotation, biological process: innate immune response. Gene Ontology annotation, cellular component: extracellular region. Lineage: Eukaryota; Metazoa; Chordata; Mammalia; Carnivora; Felidae. The record is from RefSeq and is a predicted model, not a curated record. The transcript is spliced from 2 exons. Bases 306 to 587 code for a protein of 93 amino acids.
UCUUGAUGUAUAUUUAUGCAUUCAUUAAUUCUUUUGGUCUUGAAAGGCUUAAGAGGCUCUAAUUUGCCCGUCUCCUCCCACUAUUGGCACGGGUGCUGGCCAGUUUCCCACACUCUCAUCUCGUGCUUUGCCACGAAAUCUGCUACACACUGUCCUUUGGCCUGGCUGAUCUCAUACAAAUCCUCUCCUGCUAGAAUUCACUGCCUACAACCCUGCCAAUAAAAGCGAGGCUCAUCCCUGCUGCACAGAACUCUAUUUCUAUCCCCUGCAGCACAGCCACCUCCUUCUCCUGUGACCUGCCAGCCAUGAAGUUACUUCUGUUUCUUCUCAUCCUUCUGGCCAUGGAACCGGUGGUCUCAGCAGAGUGUUGGAUGAAUGGACAUUGCCGGUUGGGGUGCAAAAGUGAUGAAGACAGUCUCAUUCGUUGCUCAAAUCGUAAACGGUGCUGUGUCCUUAGUUGUUACUUAACAGUCCAACCAAUGACAGUUGAAAGAAUACAGCCUUGGACCGUUCCUCCGAUGUCCAAGCAAGUAGAACAUAAAGCCAAACCUGGCAAAAGAGGGAAUAUAAAUGGAUAUCGUGGAUAGAAAUGGCUUUGUUUCAGGUUCCU